Molecule: messenger RNA, 1353 nt
Organism: Fraxinus pennsylvanica
Lineage: Eukaryota; Viridiplantae; Streptophyta; Magnoliopsida; Lamiales; Oleaceae
Source: the annotation of a GenBank genome assembly
AUGUCGGUUUUUCUAAAUUAUUCAGGUACCAAAUGUAUAAAUGCAUUCUUUCUUGCAUUUCCCAUAACGGUGUUAACAGAUCCAACAUCCCGAAGAGCUUCCAUUUCUGAAAUAAUUUGCCUUUUUCUGAUCAUGGCACCAGCUACAGCAACAGGGGAUUCGAUUAAACCCAGAGAAGUUUGCAUCGUUGGUGUUGCCCGAACACCAAUGGGUGGCUUUCUUGGCUCCCUUUCGUCACUAUCAGCAACCAAGCUUGGAUCUAUAGCUAUUGAGAGUGCUCUUAAGAGAGCAAACAUUGAUCCAUCACUUGUACAAGAAGUUUUCUUUGGAAAUGUACUCAGUGCAAACUUGGGACAGGCUCCAGCUAGGCAGGCAGCAUUAGGUGCAGGGAUACCCAAUACAGUGAUUUGCACUACUGUUAACAAAGUCUGUGCAUCAGGGAUGAAAGCAACUGUGCUUGCUGCACAAAGUAUCCAGUUGGGCAUCAAUGAUGUCGUUGUGGCUGGUGGCAUGGAAAGCAUGUCCAAUGUCCCUAAAUACUUAGCCGAAGCAAGGAAGGGAUCUCGACUUGGACAUGAUGCUCUUGUUGAUGGGAUGCUGAGAGAUGGACUAUGGGAUGUCUACAAUGACUUUGGGAUGGGUGUUUGUGCUGAAUUAUGUGCUGAACACCAUGAAGUCACAAGAGAGGAGCAGGACAAUUAUGCAAUUCAAAGCUUUGAGCGUGCCAUUGCUGCUCAAGAUAGUGGUGCCUUUGCGUGGGAGAUUGCUCCAGUUGGAGUAUAUGGAGGAAGAGGAAGACCAUCUACAGUAGUUGAUAAAGAUGAAGGUCUAGGAAAGUUUGAUGCUGCAAAGUUGAGGAAGCUUCGACCAAGUUUUAAGGAAAAUGGUGGUACUGUCACGGCUGGCAAUGCUUCUAGCAUAAGCGAUGGUGCUGCUGCUCUGGUCUUAGUGAGUGGAGAGAAGGCUGUGAAGCUUGGACUACGAGUCAUUGCAAAAAUCUCUGGAUAUGCUGAUGCUGCUCAGGCACCGGAAUUGUUUACAACUUCUCCAGCUCUUGCCAUUCCGAAAGCUAUUUCAAAUGCUGGCUUAGAAGCUUCUCAAAUAGAUUAUUAUGAAAUCAACGAAGCCUUUUCGGUUGUGGCUCUUGCUAAUCAGAAAUUGCUGGGGCUUAAUCCAGAGAAAGUAAAUGUACAUGGCGGAGCUGUAUCCUUAGGUCAUCCUCUAGGUUGUAGUGGAGCACGUAUAUUGGUCACACUUUUGGGGGUAUUGAGGCAAAAGAAUGGAAAAUGUGGAAUUGGUGGUGUUUGCAAUGGAGGAGGAGGUGCUUCAGCCCUCGUGAUAGAGCUUGUAUAA